Xyrichtys novacula (pearly razorfish) is the source of this 10660-nucleotide messenger RNA. NCBI's taxonomy places the organism in Eukaryota, Metazoa, Chordata, Actinopteri, Labriformes, Labridae. The record is from the annotation of a GenBank genome assembly.
AUGUCUUCAACCAGUGAGCUGAUCUUCUUCGUCAACGGGAAAAAGGUGAGAGAAUUUGAGAGACAUUAUGAACCUCAUUUUGUUCUGCACUCUAAUCAUCAGAGUAGUAUUUCAGAGAUGAUCAGACAAAAAAACUGGAAGAAAAGUGUUGAGCUUGUUUGUGUUCAAUCUGCACCAGAGAUUUAAAUAUAACAAAAAAAAACUAAUCCUGAUCAAACUAAUUAGAAUAAUUAAUAUAAUGCAGAACAUUUUAAUUAUAUAAUGUUGAAAACUACUUCUGCAUAACAAAAAGCAUACGAAUAGUUAAUCUCUAAAAUCAAAGUAAAACCUCGUUUGUGCAUUUAUUACAAUGUGUUUAUGGGCAUGACUGAACAGAAAAACCCUUAAUUUUCUCUCUUUUCUGUCACCUGCUUGUUUUGCAAUCACCAAUUUUCUUCAAUUUAAAAAAGUUUUUUAUUAACUCCAUGGAACAUGCUUUUGUUUUACUCAAUUUCCUGUAAAAUAGCAUUUUUUUUUAGUGGUAGACGAGAGAAAUGUUAACCUAUUCCUUUAAAGUAAAUCUUCAGCAAGGUUGAGUACAAAUAGAGCUGAUGUAUUACAAAUAAAGGUUAAAUCACCUUGUUGUCACACUCAUAUUUUGUGCACCGCCCUUACCUGAAAGGUUAAUUUUGGUCGUUUUAUAUGCCUCCAUCAUCUGAAAUGCAGCUUCACCUCCACAUGUGACCAUUCCACAUACGUUUAUCACACAGAGAGGUUUAGUUACACACAGCAGAGUGUACAAAGUCACCUGAUGGAGGGCACGAACUCUCAGAUACCUUCCUAUGAUGGUUGAUCCUGAUAAACAAAAACCAUGAAUGUAAUUUUUCAUGAGAUCAGCUUGAUAAAAAGUGUUUUUUCCCUUUUAAUGAUUGCUCCCCUUUUAAUUUUACCUUUAUCUUAACCCAAAUUUCAUGUCUUCUCUUCUGUGACUUUUUUUUCCCUCUCAUCUUUCCAUCCUGCAUCCUUAACUUCUUAUUUGGUGUCCUUUUCCUUUCCUUGUCACCUUUCCUCCUUUUAUUUUCCUCUUUUCUCCUUGUUUCCUUUCUUCUUUCAUUCCUUGUAUUAAUUGUUUGUGUCUCUUCAUCCUUGCCCGCAGGUUGUCGUGAAGAACGCAGAUCCUGAAGAAGUGCUGCUCAGCUUUCUUAGAAGAAAAGGUUCGUUUAUUCUGACCUGUUAUUGAGUCAAGACAAAAAUCAAACAGCUGUUAUUCUCUUAUUGUUAUGAGCUCAGACUGUCAGCUUUUAAGUUCAUCUGCAGAGGGAUUUGAAUUAAAACAAGUUGAAGCAAUGUGCUGUAAGAGGGAGGUAACUUUUACAUGCAUGUAAUGACCAGUUUGUUUUCUCCUGUGAACCAGUUGGUCUAACUGGUACCAAGUACGGCUGUGGAGGAGGAGGAUGUGGAGCCUGCACCGUCAUGGUGUCCAGAUACAACCGCAGCCAGGAGAAAGUUCAGUAUCCUUUUGUGCUUUUGUAAUCAGGAUUAAUGUGAACUGUGAGGGUUCUUGAUAUUCAGGAGAAGCCUGCAAAAUAAAGUUUGUUACAGUCCAAUCAAUCAUUCAAUCUGGUUUCGAUUUGUGAGGACCUGGCUGGAUUGUUGAACAAGUCUGCAAUCAAAGAAAGCUGCUGAAUCCCUGACCUUUGAACCCUGCAGACAUUAUACUGUGAACGCCUGCCUGCAGCCCAUCGUCACCCUGCAUGGAGCGGCCGUGGUGACAGUCGAAGGCAUCGGCAGCACAAAGACCAAACUGCAUCCUGUUCAGGUAACAAGUUUUUCGGAUGCACCUUUUUCUCACUGCCGUGUGGCAGUUUUUACCGCCUGUGUGUGUUUGCAGGAGCGCAUCGCAAAGGCUCACGGCUCUCAGUGCGGCUUCUGCACUCCGGGGAUGGUGAUGUCGAUGUACACCCUGCUGAGGAACAAACCUCAGCCCAGCAUGGAGGACAUCAGGGAGGCUUUAGGAGGUAAAAACACACAGAUGGACAUUAAACUGACACCAGAAGGCUGUGAGCAGAUUUUACUCAGUUUUCUAACCAUAUCUUCCCUUUGACUAACAGAAAAAAACGAGCUUUUCAUUGAGGUGAAAUCAGGAUUUCUGCACAGGCAGAAGUUUUGUAGGAGAAGGAGACUCUUAGGAAGAAUUUUGGUAACAAACUUUUAGUGAAACUACUCAGAUAUAUUUUGUACGUCUUUGAGCUCAUAAGAAACCUCACUAAAGAUUUUCUCUGCAGCAAAUUAGCAAAGCUUUUAGUCACACAGCAACAUUGUGCAUUUUUGAAUGUUUUCUUGUCUUGUUUUGAGAAAAUUAGCAGAAAAUUCAGUAAAUUUAACAUCCUUGUGUAAUAUUUCAAUAGACAAGUGCACUUACGUGUCCAUGCCUGCAUCAGCAUUAAUUAUAAGACUCAAACGCACAUAAUUGUUCUCAGUCUCAGUUUUCAGUCUGAUGACCUUCUCAUUUAAUCCAGGGAAUCUCUGUCGCUGCACCGGCUACAGACCGAUUAUUGACGGAUUAAAGACUUUUUGUGGACAUGAGGUGAGUGCUGAAUGGACCUGUGUUCAUCAUUCACACACUACGGUUCUCAUGUGACUUAGGUGAUUUAACAUUUGAGCUCGUACUAAGGCUGCAUGAUCAGAGCAGAGAAAUGAAGACUGCAUGUUUAGAAAGUGAUUGUAGGAGGACUUUCUUUCUGCAGACAUUGGGCUGCUGCCAAAACGGAGGAGGAGAGGGGGAAUGUUGUUUGGAAAAUGGAACGAAUGACUCAAAAAAUGGCGAGGAAAGUGAUGUAAGUCUAAACAUAUCAACUACUACAUAUUUUUACAGCUGUUUUACAUUUGUGGUCAGCGGAUAAUUGUUGGUUUUGAAUUGUUGGUUUUGUCUUUUCUCAGAUCUGCCAGGAGCUUUUCCAAACUGACCAGUUCUUACCUCUGGAUCCCUCUCAAGAUCUCAUCUUCCCUCCUGAGCUCAUGGUGAAAAGACAAAACCUCUGAACAGCCUUGACCUGAGAGUAAAAUAAAGAAAACAUGCAAUCAAUCAUUCGAUUUUCUUUCUUUUUGUAGAUUAUGGAGAGAAAGCUCAGCAGGGACACUCUUUGUUUCAGUGGAAAAAGAGUAAAGUUGUUUUUUCCUCUGGAGCUGUGGCAUCUCCUGGAGCUGAAGGCUGAGCAUCCUGCAGCUCCGCUGAUAGUCGGAAAUACAACUAUUGGUACCGCAGCUGUAAUCUCUUUAAUAGAACAGACAUAAUUCAUUGAAUCCUGACAGAUUAGAGGAGAGGAAACACAUGUUAUGAUUUAGCUGAUUGUUGUCAUGAACAUGUUUCUGAGCAGGACCAAAGAUGCUCCUAAAAGGGGUCCAUCAUCCUCUGGUGAUCUACGCUGGAAGGAUUUCUGAGCUCAGAGCAGUGAAAUGGGGGGACAACGGUGGGUGUCUUCUUUUCAUCUCCACCAAAGAAAGUGUCUCUAAAUCCUCAUUUCUCUCAUUUCUGUCGGGGAAUACUGAAGCGUUUUCAUUUGUUUCCAGCCUCCAAAUAAAGGAUCUUUUGCCAGAAUGAGUCUGGCUAUGAACAUUUUGCAACCAACGCAAUUCAUGCCAAAGUCAAAUAAAAGCGCUCAGACUCAUGCAUCAGACGUGUUUUCUGCAGGUGUGACGGUCGGCGCCGCCUGCAGCCUCAGCUCUCUGCAGGAGGAGAUGCAGGGGGCCGUGGAGGAGAUGGAGGAGGAGAAAACUAGAGGGUACCGGGCGCUGCUGGAGAUUCUCCGGUGUCUGGCGGGGAAACAGAUAAGAAACAUGGCGGUGAGUUAUAACCAAGUUUUCUGAUAUUUCCUCUCUGAUACUUUGAUCAGACUAAAUCACUAACUGUCUGCAGACUGUUGGAGGGAAUAUCCUCAGUGCAAACCCCAAAUACGACCUCAGCAGUGUUUUAGCCGCUCUGGACAGCACUCUGCACGUCAUCUCCAAAGGUGAGUUUCCUUCUGUAUGUUGUUUUUUGAGCUGAAUCUGCGUCUUUUUCUCAAGUUUUAUUUUGCCACUUUUUUGGGAGUUAUUUCAACUUAACUUGUGUCUUUUUUGGCAGCGUUUCUAGACCUAGCACUUGACCUUUUGAUUUGAUAAUCUGAGAUUAUAAUGAGUAAAUUAGCGUAUCUAAUGUGGAUGUAAAAACUCAGAAUGUGUGGACAGAGUAGUAUAAAUCAUCUGAUACUCUGAAAAGGUCAAAACAGAUGUUAUUAGACUGUUACAAAUGCAUUUUACUCUUGACUUUACUGAAGGUUAAGUUUGGUAUGAGUUAAAAAGGGGGGGGGGUGAAUAUCAUGAGGAGCGACUGAUUUUUUUCUGGGAUUUUAAGGUCAUGAAUUUGACAUUUAGGCGGGAAAAAAAAAACGUGAUCACUCUGAGGUUAUGAAGUUAACAUUUUGGAGAAGUAACUUGUAAAGUGUCUGAGAUGAAAGUCUUCAAGUGAAAUAAAGUCUGAGACAUUAAAAAACACGAGACUUAGGUGUGCUUAGCAGUUCAAUCCUGGGUCGUCUCUGUUUUUCUGCUUCCGUCUUCAGAUGGGAUGAGGAGCGUCCCCUUAGAUGAGAAACUGUUCACCGGCUUUGGAAAAACCUCCAUCAGACCCAACGAAGUCCUCCUGUCCAUCGACAUCCCGCUCACCAAACCUGUGAGACCUCCUGCUUUAACUUUCCCUCUUUUUCUGUCAGAGCAAAAACAGACAAAAUCAGAAUUUACAACAUCACUAAAGAUAGGCGAUGAGUUAGUGAAACAGAUCGUUCAGUUCUCAGAGUUCAAUUUUACACAGUUUCAACUCCAGCAUUUAGCAUGUAUGCAUGUCCGCACAUCCUGGAAACAUCACACCUCCAGUCCCGCCCUUCCUCAGAGUGGCUCAUUUAACUGCGAACAUGAGUGAGUCUGAAAGUGUUUGGUGUUUGGUCCUCAGGGGGAGUUUGUGGCGGCGUACCGACAGGCCCAGAGACGAGAGUUUUCCUUCUCGUUUGUGAACGUCGGGAUGAAAGUGGUCAUCAGGGAGGGGACCGACGUUACAGAGUCCCUGAACCUUUUCUAUGGUGGAGUUGGGUCGACUCUGGUCAAACCCAGACAGACGUGUCAGAAACUCAUCAGACGGUAAGUUUGAAAUCCAGGAGGCAGAAGUUCUUUCACCUGAGGAGACCUUGGUAAGCUUUCUGCAGUGCAGUAAGAGUCACUGUUUUCCAGGGCUUGGAGGGAGGAUCUUCUUGAUGACGCCUGCAGAUUCCUGAAAGAAGACCUGGACGUUCCUUCAUCCAUCCACGGAGGCCGAGCCGAGUAUCGCAAAACCCUCGCCAUCAGCUUCUUCUUCAAGUUCUACAUGCAGGUCGCUCUGGAGCUGAAAAAGAAGGUGGGUGAAGCUGCAGCAAAGGCGGAACAGAGAUGCUGCAGAGUCAAAAUAAAUACUCUUGUUUUGUAGGGGGUCUCAGAUGUUGAGUUACCUCCAGAGUAUCUCAGCGCUCUCAAGUCCUUCAAGAACAAAGUCCCGCAGGGUCGGCAGUCCUUCCAGGUUUGUAGUCACGCUGCAGAGCUGAACACCUGUGCAAAAACUGUAAACCGUUGAUCUGCAUGUUCCUCCUCUUCUUCCUCUGCAGCUUGUAUCAGAGACCCAGCCUUUCACAGACCCCGUAGGACGUCCCAGCAUGCAUCAGUCUGCUUUCCAACAAGCUACUGGUGAAGCAAAAUACUUUGACGACCUGCCGCCGUUCCAGGGAGAGCUCUUCAUCUUCAUGGUGACAAGCACCAGAGCACACGCUGAAAUCAUGUGAGCGGAAAUUAAAAGAUAUAAAAUACCUACUCUGUUUGACCGCUCAGUCUGACCACGACUAUCUGUGGUCUUCAAUCAGAAACAUCGACCCGUCAGAGGCUCUGAGGAUGCCUGGUGUUGUCACUUUCAUCUCAGCUAAAGAUGUCCCCGGAGCGAACCGUAGACUUUGGUUCAAUAACCCAGAGGAGCUCUUCGCAGCAGAGGAGGUGCUUCAAGAUCCACAAACUCUUCCAGCUGUAACACAGAGAGAUCUGAUGGUCUGGUUUAUUCUGCAGGUGAUCUGUGUGGGUCAGAUCCUUGGUGCGGUUGUUGCAGAGAGCAGAGAGGAGGCCAGGAGAGCAGCUCAGAAGGUCCAGGUCACCUACCAGGACCUCCAGCCUGUCUUCUUCACCAUAGAGGUUUUAUAAACCAUAAACCACUGACUUAGAAAUUUAAAAUCUGGCCUUAAUCCGAGAAAUGGAGGGAAAGUAACUGUCAUUUCUGAGCAGUGAUAUUUCAUUUCCAGGAUGCGAUAAAGCACGAGUCUUACUUUGAACCCAAACGGAAGGUGGAGCGAGGCAACGUCGAUGAAGCCUUAAAGCGAGCGGAGCAUCUUCUGGAGGGUAAACCUGUGAACUCAAAAGCUUGAAAUCUAUUUUAAAAACUUUAAAAAAUAUCCUGGAACAGAGUUUCAUCCUGUAUCGGUUUGCAGGUGAGAUCUACAUGGGCGGUCAGGAGCAUUUCUACAUGGAGACUCAGGGGCUGGUCGCUGUUCCCAGAGGAGAAGAUGAAGAGAUGGACGUGUUUGUGGCCACUCAGCACGCCGCCUUCACUCAGGUCAGAGGAUGUCUUGAACUAAAAAUUUAAUUGAACUCAAAGUUUAUCUUCAGGCUGGUUUUAUUUCUGCCUCACCAGGAGCUGGUCGGCUUGGCUCUGGGUAUCGACUCCAACAAGAUCAGCUGUCAUGUGAAGCGUCUGGGCGGAGGGUUCGGAGGAAAAGUGAUGAAGAUCGCCUCUCUGUCUGCUAUCACUGCAGUCGCUGCACACAAGUAUGAAAAAUCACCUCAAUCAUACAUUUUUAAAACAGCUUCUGACUAAUAACUUUAAAUUCUGAACAUGAACUUCCACAGAACCGGCCGGGCUGUGCGCUGCUGCCUGGAGCGAGGAGACGACAUGCUGAUUACCAGCGGCAGACAUCCGUUCCUUGGAAAGUAUAAGGUAUCAUCAGAGGUAUCAUCAUCAUUAAUCUGUGCAGGCGUGUUACCUUUGAUUUGACUGUGGAUCUAACAUUUAAUAAAAGCACACAGAGCACGAUGUACAAGUUUCUUUUUUACAAUUAUGACCAAAAAUGUUCACAACCUGAGUAAAUAAUCCCUGCAGAGUAAAGACAUUAUUUGGAGACACUUCUGCUGAUUUGUUCCCACCAAAAGUGCAGCUCUGUCCUGACAGAGUUCAUCUCCACCUCCAGGUUGGAUUCAGCAGCAAUGGCACCGUCGUAGCAGCAGACAUCACCUACUACAGCAACGCAGGCUGCACACUGGAUGAAUCAGCGUUUGUAAGUCAGGAGAAAAGUGUUUUCAAAGAUGUUGAAAUAAAAUGUGCCCGUCUCAAAAAACGUGCAUGUUGACUCUUUGAAAGAAGAUCUAUCUGCUGCUGUUUUUGUCAGAUCUUAGAUAAAGCUCUCCUCCACAUGGACAACGGCUACAAGAUCCCGAACUUGCGCGGUCGAGGCUUCAUGUGUAAGACCUUCCUGCCCUCUUACACGGCUUUCCGAGGCUUCGGUGGUCCUCAGGGUCUGAUGGUGAUGGAGAGCGUCCUGCAUGAGGUGGCUGUACAUUGUGGACUGCCUGCUGAGAAGGUCAGGGGUCACCAGGGAGACGCUUUCUUUGACAAAAUAUCCGUCAGUGAAUUGAAGCCUGAAAAAAUGUUUGCUAUGUCACGUCAAAGGUCCGAGACGUCAACAUGUACAGGGAGGAGCUGAGCUACACUCACUUCAAACAGCCUUUCAACCCGACCUACAUGAUCCGCUGCUGGGACGAGUGUCUGCAGAGAGCAAACUACGAGGAGCGACUGCGAGCCGUGCAGCUGUUUAACUCCUCCAACCACUGGAGGAAGAGAGGUAUCGCCGCUGUGCCGCAGAAGUUUGGAAUCGGCUUCUCUAAAGGUUUCUACAAUCAGGUGAGCAGGAGAAAUCAACCUGAAAUGAUGAUGAGACGGAGUCUUUUUGAGGACCUGACCAUAAAGGUAGAAGAGGAGGUGGACCGUACUGAUGAUAUGUCUCCUCCAGGGUGCUGCGUUGGUGAACAUCUACAAAGACGGCUCAGUUCUGGUCUCACAUGGGGGGGCAGAGAUGGGUCAGGGCAUCAACACUAAAGCCAUACAGGUGAGUCAAGGUCCCAAAAGGCUCAGAGGGUCUCAGAGGAGUCUGUAAAAGAAUAACAUUUCUUUAUUUCACAGACGGCCAGCCGAGUCCUCAUGGUCCCCAUGUCCUCCAUCUUCAUAAAAGAGACGUGUACCGGAAACGUCCCCAAUGCUGCACCUUCGGCUGCUUCGUUUGGCACAGACGCCGUCUGCAUGGCUGUCAAGGUUCCUGAAAAUCAGAUCAACAGUGAUGCAAAGUUCCCUCAUGAAUUUAUAUGUUUAAUGUGAUAAAUUAACUUGAUAAGAAGCUGUGAUUGUUCUCUCUCAGGAUGCUUGUGAGAAGCUGAUGAAGCGCCUGCAGCCGCUGAUGGAGACGAAGCCGAGAAAUACCUGGAAACAAUGGGUAACAUCGCAGAGCGUUAUUGUCAAAACUGUCACUUAAAAUGCUUUGUUUGGUGUGUUAAGGAUAUUAAAAACAGUCUUUGCUGCAGUUUUUUGCAACUUUGACUACAUGAAAGCAGUCGUGCAGCAUGUGUGUGUGUGUGUGUGUGUGUGUGUGUGUGUGUGUGUGUGUGUGUGUGUGUGUGUGUAUAGACUGAUUUAACUCCAGCUGGUUUAAAUCUUGUCCCCCGGGAAGAACUGGACAAAGUGGCCCAGGAGAGGGAAGUCUGGGCUUCUCUGCUCAGGAUGCUGCUCCUGCGACCCGACCCUGGAUAAGUGGUUGAAGAUGGAUGGAUGGAUGGAUGGAUGGAUGGAUGGAUGGAUGGAUAGUUUAAAUCUGUACCUGGUAAACCUGUAACUGAAAGCUGAAAUCGAUUUCUCUGCAGGUCACAGAAGCUUACUUGGAGAAGAUCAGCCUCUCUGCCACCGGGUUCUUCAUGUAUGUAACUUGAGUUCGUCUCUCUGUCUUUCAAACCUGUAUUUUCUGCUCCGCUUUAAUUGAUGCACCGUGUGUCUGUGUGCUGCAGGGGACCACCCACUUAUGUCGACUGGGAGAAAGGUGAAGGUCAGGCAUAUUACUACUUCUCCUUUGGCGCCUGCUGCUCUGAAGUGGAGAUCGACUGUCUCACCGGGGAUCAUACGGUACCUUCGAAACCAAAAUUAGAUCCACAGAUUAAGAUUUUACAGAAUCAGAACAAAAAGAGACGUUUACCUUAUAAACAUAAAAUUUGAUUGAAACGUCGCUCGUGUGCUGCAGAACAUCAGAACCGACAUCGUGAUGGAUGUGGGGAGGAGCAUCAAUCCUGCUCUGGACAUUGGACAGGUACAUUCACAAUACCUUCUCCUCAGCUCAGUUAGGAUGAGUUCAAAACUGAACUUUCUCUCCUUUGUUUACACCAUUCGUGUUGUUCUUGCCUUGGAGAGGAAUAAAAUAAAGUUUCAUGAGUCUGUGCCUGAUGUCUACCAGGUGGAAGGAGGAUUUGUCCAGGGUCUGGGUCUGUACACCAUCGAGGAGCUGCAGUUCUCCUCAGACGGCGUCCUGAUGACCAGAGGACCAUCUCAGUACAAGAUCCCGGCUCUCUGUGACGUCCCGGCUGAAUUUAACGUCCACCUUCUCAGUGAUGCAGAAAACCCCAACGCCAUCUACCACUCGAAGGUGCUGUCUCACUUCUUCAGAUUCUCCUCUCUUGAUUGUUUUCUCUGAUACCCUCACAAAAAGGUCUUGACGGAAGACUCUUGUCGUUUCAGGGCAUCGGCGAGCCUCCAGUUUUCUUCGGCUCCACCGUCUUCUUCGCCAUCAAGGCGGCGAUCGCAGCGGCCCGCAGAGAGCGAGGCCUCGGGGAAAGUUUCCCUCUGAGCUCACCUGCUACAGCCGAGAAGAUUCGCAUGACCUGUCAGGACCAGUUCACUGAGAUGGUGUGAAACCAGUCCGUGGUCCAUGUAGCUGGGACUAAAAUACACUUAAAAAUAUCUUAAAGUAAAACUUUGACUUUUAGAAACAAACAACAUUUUCCCAAUUCUUUGACUUCUUCUAGAUACAAUAAAUAACCAGCUUAUCUAAAAAAUAACAGAAGAGUGAAUCACUUCUAAAAAAUAUUGAUUAGAAAGAACCCUACGCCAACAAUUCACCAAGUUUUACAACAAAAUAACCCCGCCUUGGUCUCAUUGAAGACGUGCUGUGUAAUAACUCCAGUUAUCAUGUUUGUAUUUGUAUUUUAAAGGUAGAGAUCAUCUGAUAAAGUAUGUCUUUUUUUCCUAAGUCAGAGUUAAAGCUCAGAUACUUGAUCUGAAAAAGUUUUAAAAAAUAAUUUAAUGUCGGCGUACUGAAGGAAAAAGGUCAAAUUUCGCUCUUAAACUUGAUGACUGAGUGAGAAAAUAAAAAGAUCUGAAAAGUCUGAAGUUGGUGUAGUACAGCUUUCUAAAACCAUGCUGAACAGUAUAAACAUACGUGUAUCCUCUAACCUGCUCAUUUCAAACUCCUCCCUAACUUCUCUCCUGUCGCUCUUUCAGGCGUCCUCCUCCACAGACGAGGCUUCCACCCCGUGGUGCAUCGACAUGUGA